Messenger RNA from Leptopilina heterotoma, 4892 nucleotides. RefSeq lists its product as uncharacterized. Gene Ontology annotation, cellular component: nucleus. The transcript is spliced from 4 exons. Bases 157 to 4767 code for a protein of 1536 amino acids. The record is from RefSeq and is a predicted model, not a curated record. Gene Ontology annotation, biological process: positive regulation of transcription by RNA polymerase II. Gene Ontology annotation, molecular function: transcription cis-regulatory region binding; protein binding. NCBI's taxonomy places the organism in Eukaryota, Metazoa, Arthropoda, Insecta, Hymenoptera, Figitidae.
GUUUUCAAUUUGUCAUCUACUGUAAACUUGAUUGCGAAUUCUUGCAAAGCAAUUAUGUAAUGAAAAAUAAACAUUGAUCUAUUAACAAGAACUAACGGAAAUACAACUUCUUAAUUUUCUACCUGAAAUAUAUUUUCGUCUUAAAACAAAAUCAUAAUGGAAUGGAUAUUAAAAAACUUCAUGAACAAGAAUCCUCUAAAACAAGCACUACAGUUUGGUUCGAUUGAAGAAAUUCAAAAUGUACUUUGUGAAAAAUAUCAAGCAACACUAUUAAUUGAAACUGAUUGGUCGGAAAAAUGUAGACAAAUAAUUAAUAUUUGUCUGGACAAAAAACUUGACGUUAACAUUGAAGACACAAAUUAUUGUGCUUUAUUACAUUUUGUGAUAAAACAUCUCGCCGAAGAUUUUGAAUCAGUUAUUAAUAAAUGCGAAGAAUUUGAUAUUAAUGCAUUGAAUGACGUUCCAUCUUUUUUUGAGCCGGAAUACAAAAAGUCUUUACUUCAUUUAGCGAUUGAUGAAAGAAAACUGAAUGUAGUGAAAAUUUUAAUAGAAUUUGGUGCAAAUGUUGAUAUAAAAGACGAGCGUGAACAAACAGCUCUAUUUUACGCCGUUCAAACUAAACAAAUAGAAGUAGCAGAAAUGCUUUUAAAAGCGGGAGCGAGUGUCAAUGCGAAAGAUUGUAAAAAUAUGAUGCCAAUUAAUUUUGCUUUUGGCGAAAGAGACGAAUCUAGUGGCAAUGAAAAAUAUAAACCCUCGAAAUUGGUAACGCUCUUGUGUUCGUAUGGAGCUGAGUUAGAUUUCAAAAAUCAAAGUGGUACAAGAACAUUGAUUAUGGCUUGCGGAAUUGGCAAUGCAAAAGAAAUAGAAUUUUUGAUUGAACAUGGAGCUGAUUUAUUGUCGAGUGAUAAAGACGGCAAAACGGCAUUACAUUCUGCAGCUGUAAAAUAUAAUUACAAACUUGUAGAUUUUCUAAUACGUCGAGGUUUUGACAUUAAUGCUCAAAAUUUGGAGAAAGAAAGUUCUAUUCAUUAUCUGGCAAAUACUUUGAAAACGAUUAAUAGUGAACUUGAAUAUGCUGGAGAUAAUACGCAUGAAGAUAUCAGUAACAUAGGGAAUUUAGAUUCUGAAGGUGAUGAAGUGAAAAAAGCUGCUGAAAUGAUAGAAUUUUUAGCUGAUAAUAGCGCAGAUAUAAAUACUCCCAAUAAGGAAAACAUUACUCCUCUAAUGAUAAGCAUUCGUUAUAAUGCUCUUGAAAUUACCGAAUGCCUUUUGGAGUUAAACGCCAAAAUUCACAAAAAUGACAACUUUUUGUAUUAUGACUGUUCCUGCCCUCAGAUAAAUACAGAAUUUCAUUCUGAUAAAAUUACAACGUGGGUACUAUUAAUAGCAUUUAUAGUACUCAAAGAGAUCGCUGUUCAUGAAAAUAUUUUUACAUCUGAUGAUUUUAAUUGGGUCGAUUACUCUUUUCAAUCGUGUGUUGAAGAAGUAGCUUAUAUGCAGGAAAAAAAAAUAUGGCCUGAUCUAAAAGUUACAUUUUAUGAUUUUCUAAAUGAAGAUUUGUUGAAGGUGACAAAAUAUUUCAGAAAUGAUGAUGUGAUGUCUGUUUUGGAAUAUGAAAAAUAUCAAGAAUUUCCAGAUUACAAAUAUUUGUUUGAAAAGCGUAUAGAGAGAGUGCAGAAAAUAAAAAAUUGUCUGAAUGUUUUUCUUUGUUUUCUCGAGGAAUUUUUUGAGGGAAAUUUACCAAUCCUGGCAUUUGAUAUAAUAAUUAAUUACUUGACAGCUGGAAACCUGCGCAAUUUUGGAAGAGCAUUGUGUAUAACGGAAGAAUCACCUAAUGGAAAAUAUUUCGUUGUUCACGAAAAAAAUCUAAUACAAGCAUUGAUGUUUGGUUCAAUUGUUGAAAUUGAAAAUAUUCUUUGUGAAAAAUAUCAAGCAACAUUUUCAUCAGAGAAUGAUUCGGUGGAAAAAUGUAGACAAAUAAUUAAUAUUUGUUUGGAGAAGAAAAUUGAUAUUAAUUUCGAAAGGAGAAAGUAUAAUGCUUUAUUACACUUUGUAAUAAAACAUCUUGACGAAGACUUUAAAUCAGUUAUUAAUAAAUGCGAAGACUUUGAUGUUAAUGGAUUAAUGCAUUCAACUGCAAUGUCUUUACUUCAUUUAGCGAUAGAAGGCAAAAAACAGAAUGUAGUGCAAAUUCUAAUAGAAUUUGGUGCAGAUGUCGAUGUAAAAGACGGCUGUCAAAAAACACCUUUAUUUUAUGCCGUUGAAAGUAAACAAAUAGAAAUAGCAGAAAUGCUUUUAAAAGCGGGAGCGAAUGUUAAUGCGAAAGAUCACGAAGAUAUGAUGCCAAUUAAUUUUGCUUUUGGCGAAAGAGACGAAACUAGUGGCAAUGAAAAAUACAAACCCUCGAAAUUAGUAAAGCUCUUGUGUUCAUAUGGAGCUGAUUUGAAUUUCAAAAAUGAAAAUGGCAAUAUGACAUUGCUUUCGGUUUGCAAAAAUGGUAAUUUCAAGGAAAUUGAAUUUUUAAUUGCACGUGGAGCUGAUUUAUUCUCUACUGAUGUGGACGACAAAACGGCAUUACAUUAUGCAGCUUUAGGAUUUAAUUACAAUCUUGUGGAUUUUCUAUUGCGUAGCGGUUUUGACAUGAAUGAUAAAUAUUUAUUCAACGGCAGUCUUGUUCACACGCUGGCAAAUUUUUCAAGGGAUAUAUAUAUGGUUCUUAAUUUACUAGCAGGCGAUAGAAAUACCAAUAAUGUAUUAAGUGAAGCACACUAUAAUGAUAUUAAAGAGUCCGCAAAUAUGGUUGAAUUUUUAGCCGAUAAUGGCGCAGAUAUCAAUACUUUUAUGCAUGAACGCUAUACUCCUUUGUUGUCAAGUGUUCAAAGUAAUUAUCUUGAAAUUACCGAAUGCCUUUUGGAGUUAAAAGCCAAAAUUCACAAAAAAUUAUUUAAAAGCUAUUAUUACUGUAGUUAUCCUAAUAUUCACGUCAAUCCAAAGUUAUUUUUAAACAAAAUCAUUAUGCAAUCGGCAGUUUUAAAAGUUUUUAGAGAUAAUGUAAAACAUGGGUUAUUGUUUACUGAUGAAAACAAAGGAAAAAUAGAAAUAAUAUUACAAUAUGGUUCAAAUGUAGAAAUUGAAGAAAACUUUUGCGAACAAUAUCACGCAACAUUUUCAUCAGACAAUAAUUGGUCGCAAAAAUGUAGACAAAUAAUUAAUAUUUGCUUGGAGAAGAAAAUUGAUGUUAAUGUGGAAAGCACAAAGUAUUGUGCUUUAUUACAUUUUGUGAUAAAACAUCUCGACGAAGAUUUUGAACCAGUUGUUAAAAAAUGCGAAGGAUUUGAUAUUAAUGCAUUGAAUGAUCUACCAUCUGUUUUUGGGCCGAAAGACAAAAAGUCUUUACUGCAUUUAGCGAUUGAUGAAAGAAAACAGAAUGUAGUGAAAGCUUUAAUUGAAUUUGGUGCAGAUGUCGAUGUAAAAGACGGCUGUCAAAAAACACCUUUAUUUUACGCCGUUGAAAGUAAACAAAUAGAAAUAGCAGAAAUGCUUUUGAAAGCGAAAGCGAAUGUUAAUGCGAAAGAUCACGAUGAUAUGAUGCCAAUUAAUUUUGCUUUUGGCGAAAGAGUCGAAACUAGUGUCAAUGAAAAAUACAAACCCUCGAAAAUGGUAACGCUCUUGUGUUCAUAUGGAGCUGAGUUAGAUUUCAAAAAUCAAAGUGGCACAUUAACAUUGCUUAUGGCUUGUAGAAAAGGAAAUUUCAGAGAAAUAGAAUUCUUAGUUGAACACGGAGCAGAUUUAUUCUCUGGUGAUAUAAACGGUACUAAGGCAUUACAUUAUGCAGCUUUAGGAAAUAAUUACAAUAUUGUAGAUUUUUUAUUACGUAAAGGUUUUGACAUUAAUGCUAAAGAUUUAUCAGAUCAGAGUUCUGUUCACAAACUGGCGAUUUUUUUGGACGAAAUGUAUGAUUUGUUCGAUAUAAUUGAAGUAGAUAGAACUAUGAAAGAUAUAUUGAAUGAAAAUCAUGAUAAGGAAAUGAAAGAAUCCGCAAAUAUGGUUGAAUUUCUAGCCGAUAAUGGGGCCGAUAUCAAUAUUUUUAUGCGUGAACAAUAUACUCCUUUGGUGUUAUGCGUUGAAGGUAAUUAUCUUGAAAUUACCGAAUGCCUUUUGGAGUUAAACGCCAAAAUUUACCGAGAUUUAUAUAAAUGGUAUUAUUUCUGUAGUUUUCCUAACUAUCACGUCAAUACAAAAUUUCAUUUCAAUAAAAUUACAACGUGGGUACUGUUAACAGCUUUUUUAGCACUUAAAAAUAUCGAUAUUGAAAACUGUGGUUUUUUACCAACUCCAAAUUUUGAAUGGGUCUAUUCCUUUUUUGAAGAGUGCGAACAGGAAGUAAUGAAAAUGCGAGACAGAAGAAUAUGGGCUGAUCGAGAAGUUUCAUUUUAUGAUUUUCUAAAUGAAGAUUUGUUGAAGGUGACGAAAUAUUUCAGAAAUGAUGAUGUGAUGUCUAUCUUGGAAUCUGACAAAUAUGACGAAUUUCCGAAUUACAAAUAUUUGUUUGAAAAGCGAAUAGAGAGAGUGGUGAAAAUUAAAAAUUGUCAGUAUGUUUUCAUUCGUUUUCUCAAGGAAUUUUUUAAGGAAAAUUUACCAAGUGUGGUAAUUUAUCAGAUAAUUAAUUACUUGACAGCUGGGGAUCUUCGCAAUUUUGGAAGAGCGUUCUGUAUAACUGAAGAAACACCCAAUGGAAAAUAUUUCAUUGUUUACGAAAAAAAAUAAAUUUUAUUUUAUGUAAGAAACAUUAUUCACGAUAAGAAAAAUGUUAUCAGUAUUUUUCUAAAUUUUGUGAUAAUUACUAAUUAUGUGUCUAGUUCAAAUUACUCAUGUUAGUUUUAUUAAGAAUU